AUGCCUAAAACUCUUGAUUCACUUCUCAAGCACACGGAUCGAAGAUACCUGGCUUCUGACAGUCAGUUGAUGGCAAAAUCAUAUCCUAAUUUAUGGCAGCAGCUAGCGUUGCAUCUACAGCUGUUGCUGCAGUUUUGGAGGCAAAUCUUGAAGCUGCCUCUCGCUCUAGAAUGUACAAGAGAUGAUCCAUUGCAGAACAUCUUCGUGAUGAACAAUAUCCACUACAUGGUUCAGAAAGUGAAGUACUCGGAUCUCAAAAGCUUUCUUGGUGAUGACUGGAUCCAGAUUCAUAACAGGAAAUUUCAGCAGCAAGCUAUGAGAGAUAUGAGAGAGGGCGUCAGGGAAUAA
Molecule: messenger RNA, 348 nt
Organism: Miscanthus lutarioriparius
Lineage: Eukaryota; Viridiplantae; Streptophyta; Magnoliopsida; Poales; Poaceae
Source: the annotation of a GenBank genome assembly